Messenger RNA from Scaptodrosophila lebanonensis, 1017 nucleotides. It is a transcript of the gene mRpL4, whose product is annotated as 39S ribosomal protein L4, mitochondrial. Bases 40 to 948 code for a protein of 302 amino acids. NCBI's taxonomy places the organism in Eukaryota, Metazoa, Arthropoda, Insecta, Diptera, Drosophilidae. The record is from RefSeq and is a predicted model, not a curated record. Gene Ontology annotation, cellular component: ribosome. Gene Ontology annotation, molecular function: structural constituent of ribosome. Gene Ontology annotation, biological process: translation. The transcript has 2 exons.
ACAAUUUGUGUGGCACUGCAUUUACAAUUGCCCACAAAAAUGCUAAAAUUAUUAAAUAAAACGAAACAAUUGGUUUAUCCUGCUAUCCGCAGCAUUUCCAACAAUUCGUCUGUGUUAGCUUCAGCGCAACAGAGUAAUGAAGCAGUUGAGUCUUCCGACACAUCGGCCAGUCCAGAAAUUCCACAGCGACCGGCGCUGAUACUGCCUCAAAACUAUGCAGAAUACACUCCCGUUAAUAAAAAUAGCGCACGACAGGCGUGGAUUGAGAAUACGGACGCAGUGAAGGAGCGUAAAGUGGGCAUCAUUGAGCUGCAUCCCGAUGUGUUUGCCGCUCAGCCCCGUGUUGAUAUCAUACAGGAGAACAUCGAAUGGCAGCGCAAGUAUCGUUAUGUAAGUUUUGCCCAUACAAAGACACGUGCCGAGGUGCGAGGCGGUGGUCGUAAGCCGUGGCCACAGAAAGGUGGCGGUCGUGCACGACAUGGCUCCAUACGCUCGCCUCUUUUUAAAGGCGGCGGCAUUGCGCACGGACCGCGUUCACCCACCACCCACUUCUACAUGCUGCCAUUUUACAAACGCGUUUUGGGCCUUACAUCGACGCUAAGUGUAAAGCUGGCACAGGAUGAUUUUCAUGUGAUCGAGAAUGUGGAUAUACCUACACGAGAUGAGCAGUUUAUUAAGGAUCUAAUAGCAGAGCGCAACUGGGGCCCGUCGGUACUGAUUGUUGACAAGAACGACAUUUUCCCCGAGAACAUUUGUUAUGCCACCGACAAUCUGGGCUAUGUAAACCUCAUGCCAUCUUUUAGUUUAAAUACUUAUUCGAUGCUGAAACACGACACGUUAGUGCUUACAAUUGAUGCUGUUAAACAUUUGGAGGAGCGUUUGCUCUACCAACUACAUCGCAAUGAUGCCGCCAAAACUGGUGGCAAAUUCAAAUUGGAUCAAGUCUAGUUUAGUUCUACAUUUAUUUUUCAAAUGUUACUAAAAAUGUAUUGUGAAAGAAAAAAAGGGCCAGAUUAA